Lecanosticta acicola is the source of this 1337-nucleotide messenger RNA. The record is from the annotation of a GenBank genome assembly. NCBI's taxonomy places the organism in Eukaryota, Fungi, Ascomycota, Dothideomycetes, Mycosphaerellales, Mycosphaerellaceae.
AUGCAUCCGCCGCAUCUGCGCAUGUUGGGGCUUGCUGAUCAGAAGAACACGACUGCAAUCUCUGCAGCCUCAUCGCCCGGCUCAUCGAAUUCCCAGAACGACCAAGGCAACGCGCCAUCCGGCGACAUGCGGGAGAAUGCGACCAAGAACACCAAUGCUGGCACGCCAUCGCACUUGGCAUCUUCCAAGGCAGUCACCAACAGCAGUACUCCGCAGUCCGCUCCGAGCGGAGAGACCAAGAGGUACACGCCCAGGUCAUCUAGCUCACUGGCCCUGAAUCGCGGCAAUGCGCAGUGGUUCAGUCCGAGCACGCUCAGCCAGGGCCGUACUACAUCUGGUCCGAAUGCUAGGGAGUCGGCAAUCCUCACUUUCAAGACGCAGGCAGAAGACCUUCAGACGCGGCUGAACGCGGCUGAGGCGCGCUGCAGUCAACUUGAAGCAAAGAAUGCCAACCUCGAAACAGAGAACGCCAAGCUUAAGGCCGCCAGCAACAUCCAUCCACACAGCUCGGCCGCAUCGGACUCUCCUGGUCGUCGGCGCGGCCGCUCCACCACGCGUCGAGUCGAGUUGGUAGCCCCAGACGAGCCACCUGGGGGAGAUGCAGCUCCACCCGGUGAGUUGAGCUCAGCAGAUAAAUGCCCAUCUUUGCACGUGUCUUGAGGCUGACUAGAACACAGCAAGUCACUCGAGCAGCGAAAUACCCAUCGAAGAGAAGAUGCCCAUCGUCGAGCUAAUCUUGAAAGAGCUCAGCAACCGAGUUGAACGCCUUGAGAGCACUGUCAAGAGGCCAGGCGACAAUGACGAGCAGGCCAUCCGAAUCGACAAUCUCGAUAACGCUCAUCGGGAGCUGGAGCUCCGUGCCAACCAGCUCCACGAGCAGAUCGAGGUGCUCCUGACUCGCCAAUCCAAUAUCUACGAAAAGCUCAACAGGGCAUCCGACGGUCCUACCCCCAAGAGUGCAAGCCCACAAGACAGUAACGAUGGUAGCGUGAUCGUCAAGAACCUCGCCGCAAGUAGCUUUCAUAAACCCGACCGCAUGUGCUCAAAUACUGACAUCAGCAUAGACGAAGGUCGACAGGCUUGAGCGCCGCCUCAAUCGCAAGGAGCGGCAGAAAACUCUGAUCGACGAGGCCUUCACUGCAGAGCAGCUCCAAUCAUAUUACGAGAGACUGUGCCUUGCAAUCGAGAACGACGAGGAAGACAUGGAGUUUGAGGGAGACCUAGACGAGUUGUGUUCGCUCCGCAAUCGCUGUAUCUUGCGCAUGGCAGAGUUCGCUCCUUUCCACGAGGCGCUACAGAAGGCACAGGCAGACCGGAAGUACAAUGGCAACUGGUGA